AAAAAAAAAAAAAAAAAAAAAUCAGCCCAUCUUUUUUCUUUCUUUAUUUUUUUGAGUUUUUAAGUCCUUUUUGGGCUGAAAACCCUAAACAGAAAAACCCUUAUUGCCAUUUUCCUCUCCCUUUUCAAGAAACAUCCAUAACAAUAUUCAAAGAAAUAUUGAAAGAAUCAAUGGCAGGUGGAUCAGAAGUGGCUGUAGCUAAUUUAUCUUGUGCUAAAUGUAGCAAGCCUGCUCAUCUUCAGUGUCCUAAGUGCGUGGAGUUAAAGCUUCCUCGUGAAGGAGCUGCUUUCUGCACGCAGGAUUGUUUCAAGGCAUCUUGGAGUUCUCACAAGUCUGUCCACUUGAAGGCAAAAUCAUCUUCUCUGGCAACUGAAGCUCCAGGAGAACAAAAUGCAGCCUCACCUAGCGAUGGUUGGCUAUAUUGCUUGAGGAAAGGACAAGCUCGAACACCUAAAAUUCCAUAUUUUGACUGGACUGGGACGCUAAAGCCCUAUCCUAUAUCAAAAAAGCGUGCUGUACCUGCUCACAUUGAUCUACCUGAUUGGGCAAAUGAUGGUAUCCCAAAAAUUGAACCCAAUAGUGAUUUUCAGCAUGUCGUUGAGAUCAAACCUCCAGAGCUGAUUGAGAGAAUGAGAGAAACUUGCCGAAUAGGAAGGGAAGUUUUGGAUGCAGCUGCUCGUAUUAUUCGACCUGGCGUGACUACUGAUGAAAUUGAUGCAGUGGUCCACGAGGCUACCGUUGCUGCUGGUGGAUAUCCAUCUCCCCUAAAUUAUCAUUUUUUCCCCAAGUCAUGCUGCACGUCAGUCAAUGAAGUGAUCUGCCAUGGGAUUCCAGAUGCAAGGAAAUUGGAGGAUGGCGAUAUUGUAAAUGUUGAUGUUACUGUAUAUUACAAAGGGGUUCAUGGUGAUCUGAAUGAAACCUUCUUUGUGGGUAAUGUUGAUGAAGCAUCUCAACGGUUAGUGCAGUGCACAUAUGAGUGUUUGGAGAAAGCAAUAUCAAUUGUUAAGCCUGGGGUACGGUUUCGGGAAAUUGGAGAGGUUAUCAACCGACAUGCUUCUAUGUCUGGAUUUUCUGUGGUGAAGUCAUAUUGUGGUCAUGGCAUUGGAGAACUUUUCCAUUGUGCCCCAAAUAUUCCACAUUAUUCAAGAAAUAAAGCAGUUGGUGUGAUGAAAGCUGGCCAAACUUUUACAAUUGAGCCUAUGAUUAAUGCCGGUGUUUGGCGUGAUCGGAUGUGGCCUGAUGGAUGGACUGCUGUGACAGCAGAUGGAAAACGAAGUGCUCAGUUUGAACACACUCUCCUGGUCACAGAGACUGGAGUUGAAGUACUCACAGCACGCCUGCCGACAUCUCCCAAGGUGUUCCCUUGGUUGAGUUCUUGAUUUGUCUUUUGCCUGUCAUAAAAAGAGUUUCAAGUGAUAUUAGUCUAUUUAUGUGUAACAGAUGUAUUUUUUAAUUGGUUAACUUUUGAAAUUUUGGUCUCAAACUGGAUGAACAAAAUCAGCCUUUUAUUGAUUCAGGUGCUAUAAUGAAAAGCUGAAGCCUUUGGAUA
Messenger RNA from Lycium ferocissimum, 1549 nucleotides. RefSeq names its product methionine aminopeptidase 1A. Bases 171 to 1379 code for a protein of 402 amino acids. Gene Ontology annotation, molecular function: metalloaminopeptidase activity. Gene Ontology annotation, biological process: proteolysis. The transcript has 17 exons. The record is from RefSeq and is a predicted model, not a curated record. NCBI's taxonomy places the organism in Eukaryota, Viridiplantae, Streptophyta, Magnoliopsida, Solanales, Solanaceae.